Messenger RNA from Camelina sativa (false flax), 634 nucleotides. RefSeq names its product NAD-dependent malic enzyme 2, mitochondrial-like. The record is from RefSeq and is a predicted model, not a curated record. NCBI's taxonomy places the organism in Eukaryota, Viridiplantae, Streptophyta, Magnoliopsida, Brassicales, Brassicaceae.
UCUUAUCUUCUCUACUUUACUAAAUUUAAGAUUUUGUCACUUAUGUUGGAUGUGGGCACAUACUAUGAAACGCUCCUACAGAACGAUCUCUAUUUAGGAGAAGAACACCUUGAGAUUCUUGAUGAAUUUGGUGAAUCCGUUGUACAGGGAAAUGCUGGUGCAUCGGGUCGAUUACUGGGAACUGUAAUAGCUCAAGGUCGCCUUUUGUCGGAAUUUGUGAACCAGAAGAUUGUUGUUGUGGGAGCUGGAAGUGUCUGGCUCGGUGUUUCUAAGAUGGCACUACAUGCAGUUGCAAGAAUGGCCCUGGCAGGCAUCCGUGAGAUUGAUGCAACCGAAACUGUUCUAAUAUGAGGACACAGUGAGUUACAUGACGCACAACAAGUGGUUCCCAAAUCUACGUUCAUGAGAAAUAGACUCAGGACUGAAUAGACUAUCUCAUAUAACUCUUCUCAGCUUUCAUGGGUCACCACCUUGACUGCUGUGUACUUCUUUUGGCAAAUAUGAAAUCGUUCCCCUCCCCAAUGCUUUAAUUUUGAAUAUUUUUGUUCUUAACAUCCGUAUGUGCUCUUCUUAGUUCUUACCACACCACUCUGAUUCUUUCUAUGAGUUUAUCUCGUUUUUUGACAAAACCCAA